This is a messenger RNA of Juglans regia (Persian walnut), 3565 nucleotides long. RefSeq names its product pentatricopeptide repeat-containing protein At2g17140. Lineage: Eukaryota; Viridiplantae; Streptophyta; Magnoliopsida; Fagales; Juglandaceae. The transcript has 2 exons. The record is from RefSeq and is a predicted model, not a curated record. Gene Ontology annotation, molecular function: protein binding. Bases 129 to 2765 code for a protein of 878 amino acids.
UGACAACAAAGGUUCUGAGUAACAACCCCGAGCCCCCAUUUCUUCUGCCUUGCAUGUGACUGAACAUAGUGCCCGGUUUCCAAAACACGUCAUCAACAAAUUCGUCGGCUACUAAAUACUAACUGAUUAUGAGAAUCAUUAGCGACCGUUAUAUGGAACAAACGAACGGAAGCAAACUCACCAAAGCUCUUCUCAAGAACACUAACAAUCCCAAACUAGCAUGGCACCUCUUCAAGCGCAUUCUCUCCUCUCCCUCUUUCUCCAACUACUGUCUUCGAUCCAUACCCGUCAUCGCUCGUAUCCUUGUUCGUGAACAAAUGCACCGCGAAAUUGAUAGCCUUCCCGAACUCCUUGACUCGCAACCCGUCGAAACGUCUCACCCUUGUCUCCUUUCCCUCGUGCGAGUCUUGGCCCAAUCGGGUCUUGUUGAUGAGGCUGUUUCCCAAUUCAAAUCGCUUCGAACCCGGUUCCCGGAAAAGCCUCCUCCCAUAUCUUUGUAUAAUUUGCUUCUUCAGUCCUCCUUAAAGGGAGACCGUGCGGAUUUUGUGUCAUGGUUGUACAGAGAUAUGAUUGUCGCUGGGAUUAACCCGGAAACAUAUACUUUUAAUCUUUUGAUACGUGCACUGUGUGACUUGGGUCUUAUGGAAGUGGCUCGGGAGGUAUUUGAUAGAAUGUCUGAGAAGGGUUGUCAACCAAAUGAGUUCACUGUUGGGAUUUUAGUUCGUGGGUAUUGUAGAACCGGGCUUGCUACACAAGGCUUGGAGCUUUUAAAUAAGCUGAGGAAUUAUAAUGUUUUUCCCAACAGGGUUGUGUACAAUACUUUGAUAUCUAGUUUUUGUAGAGAAGGUAGGACUGAUGAAGCUGAGAAGUUAGUGGAGAAAAUGAGAGAGGAUGGUAUCCUUCCAGAUGUUGUUACUUUUAAUUCUAGGAUUUCAGCCCUUUGUGGGGCAGGGAAAAUCCUAGAGGCUUCUAGAAUUUUUAGAGAUAUGCAAAUUGAUGAAGAAUUGGGGUUGCCUCGGCCAAAUAUCAUAACUUAUAACUUAAUGCUCGAGGGUUUUUGCAAGGAAGGGAUGUUGGAGGAAGCAAAGACCCUGUUUGAGUCUAUGCAAAAUGUUGGUGAUUUUAUAAGUUUGGAGAGUUAUAAUAUAUGGUUGUUGGGUUUGGUUAGGAAUGGGAAGCUGUUAGAGGCACGAUUGGUUCUAAAAGAGAUGGUGGAUAAGGGCAUUGAACCCAAUAUCUACUCAUACAACAUUGUGAUGGAUGGGCUAUGCAAAAAUGGGAUGCUCUCUGAUGCAAGGAUGGUUAUGGGCUUGAUGAAAUGUAGUGGUAUUCCCCCAGAUACAGUAACUUAUGGUACUUUACUACACGGGUACUGCAAGAAGGGGAAGAUAUCUGAAGCCAAUAAUAUUCUUCAUGAGAUGAUGAGUCGUAGUUGUUUCCCAAAUACCUAUACUUGCAACAUUUUGCUGCACAGCCUAUGGAAAGAGGGGAGAACAUCGGAAGCAGAGGAAUUACUAAAAAUGAUGAAUGAGAGAGGUUAUGGCUUAGAUACUGUGACAUGCAAUAUCGUGAUUGAUGGUCUGUGUAAUAUUAAGAAAUUGGACGAAGCAAUUGAAAUUGUGAAUGGGAUGUGGACUCAUGGAAGUGCUGCUCUUGGUAACCUGGGGAACUCAUUUAUCGGCCUAGUUGAUGAUAGUGGUAAUGGGAAGAAAUGCAUGCCUGAUUUGGUCACCUACUCAACAAUAAUUAGUGAGUUAUGCAAGGCUGGGAGGCUUGAUGAAGCUAAAAAGAAGUUCACUGAGAUGGUGAGGAAAAACUUGCUUCCUGAUUCUGCAGUUUACAAUAUUUUUAUAUAUACUUUCUGCAAACAAGGAAAGCUAUCAUCCGCAUUUCGAGUUCUAAAAGACAUGGAGAUAAAUGGCUGCAACAAGACCCUUCAAACUUAUAACUCAUUGAUCCUGGGCUUAGGAAGUAAAAAUCAAAUAUUCGAAAUAUAUGGGCUGAUGGAUGAGAUGAGAGAAAGAGGAGUUUCUCCAAACGUUUGUACUUACAAUAAUAUAAUCAGCUGUCUCUGUGAAGGAGGGAGAGUCCAUGAUGCCACCUCUCUUUUAGAUGAAAUGAUGCAAAAGGGCAUCUCCCCUAAUAUAUCUUCAUUCAGAAUAUUAAUCAAAGCUUUCUGCAAGCUGUGUGAUUUUGCAUUAGCAAAGGAGAUAUUUGAGAUUGCUCUGAGUAUAUGCGGCCACAAGGAAGCCUUAUAUAGUUUGAUGUUUAAUGAAUUACUUGCUAGAGGUGAAGUUGCCGAAGCUAAAGAGCUGUUUCAAGCUUCUUUGGAUAAGACCUUUGAUGUGGGAAACUUCUUGUUUAAGGAUCUUAUUGGCAAACUCUGCAAGGAUGAGAAAUUAGAGGAUGCUAGUGAAAUUCUUCAUAGGAUGAUUGAUAUAGGAUAUGGAUUUGAUCCUGCAUCUUUCAUGCCAGUGAUUGAUGGCCUGGGUAUAAGGGGAAACAAGCACGAAGCUGAUGAACUUGCUGAGAGGAUGAUGGAAAUGGCUUCAGCAGGUAGGGUGGAAAAUAAGGUCUAUCGAAAUCAGUGGCAGAGAGUCCGUGGAAAACCCAAGAAACAUGGGGCAAGUGAUUGGCAGACCAUACUUCACAGAGAUGAUGGCAGUGCAAUUACAUUGAAAGCUCUUAAGCGGGUACAGAAAGGCUUGGGUCAGGGUAGUAUAUCAAGUUUGCAGCCCCAUAAAAAUCAAGUUCUUGAUUAUUAGGAUGCUGAUGAUUGACUUUAACUCUUGGGGGUCAAUGGUGCAGAUUUUAAACUAGAUUAUAGGAGGUCUUUUCUAGACACACUGGACUCAAGGUGGGGGCGGAUGGUUCCUUCAUUAAAUUUUGGCAUGACAUAUGGUGUGGAGAUAUAACUUCGAGGAAGCUUUUCUAAAUGCGUAUAAGAUUGCAUGUGUGCAGAAGACUUCAGUGGCCUAUCUAUUGGGAUCCUUUAGUUGCUCCCCUCAGUGGAACUUCAAUUUCUUCAAAGUGGCUUAUCAUUGGGAAGUUGACUCCUUCACAGAAUUUGUUAAUAUAUUGUUCUGUGCUAGAUUAAGUGAUGGAAGAAUAGAUAAGACCCUUUCGAGGCCUUCUAAGAAAGGAAGCUCACUGUCUGCUCAAUUUAUCCCAGUCCUCACAACUCAUGAUUGUAAUUCCUUUCCUUGGAAGAGUAUUUGGAGGACUAUGGUGCUAAAAGCAUCUUUUUUGGCCUGCCAGCUUAUUUAAAGAAGAUUCUCAUCUUGAAUAAUCUAAGGAAAUGCCAGAUUAUUGUAGCUGAUUGGUGUUCUCUGUGUAAAAGUGGUGGGCAAUUUGUAGAUAACUUGCUACUGUAUUGCGAGAUAGCUAGAACUCUUUUUGUUAGAGUUGGGUUAGCAUGGGUUAUGCCUAGAAGCUUGGUAGACCUUCUUGCAAACUAGAGAAGAUUAUAUGACGGUUCACAACUUGUAGUAGUGUGUCACCAAUAUGCUCACUGUGGUGCAUUUGGAGGAAAAAAGGAAUGAUAGAAUAAACAUUAAUGGACUAA